Messenger RNA from Hemicordylus capensis (graceful crag lizard), 12061 nucleotides. It is a transcript of the gene KBTBD11, whose product is annotated as kelch repeat and BTB domain containing 11. The coding region runs from base 1451 to 3478 and encodes 675 amino acids. Gene Ontology annotation, molecular function: protein binding. The transcript is spliced from 4 exons. The record is from RefSeq and is a predicted model, not a curated record. NCBI's taxonomy places the organism in Eukaryota, Metazoa, Chordata, Lepidosauria, Squamata, Cordylidae.
GUCGCGUGGGCUACUUCCCCCCAUCUUUCUGCCCUGUUUUGGAAAGGGUGGCUUUGGUGCCAGCCAAACCCCUACUGAAAAGCAAAGGCGUUGCUGCUGCUGCUGCAACAAGAUAGAAAAUCUGCUUUUGUCACCGCCUGACUGACAGGAGCUGGUAUUUCAGCAUUGCACCUCAGGCAGCAACAGGUUUCGAGUGCCUGUUCUUCUCAAAGGCGAAAGACGACCCGGCUGUGAGCCAGAGGGCAGCUUCCUCCCCGUUACCUGUGAAAGAGUCAGGACUCGGAAUCUGGCCGCACGUCCUAGAAGCUCAGCAACGACGAACGCAUUGGGGGGAGGGGGCGGGGAGGCACCGAAAGGAAAACAAGAGUUGCCCGCCGCCUCGUUCCGCGAAACAAAGGGGCAUUAAAAGGAGCAACGCGACACAGGGCCGGUGUUUGAGCCUCCCUCGUCUGCCUGUACAGGCAGGAGAGACAACCUCAAACAAAGGCAUUCCUGGCAAUCCCUUUCGCAGGCUCCUUCCGAGCACAGUCUGACCUCGAAAGCGACCCGCAGAGCCUCCUCAAGCAGAGGCGGCGGCGGCGAAUCCCGGCGCUUUGCGCGCGCGGCGUGCCUCGCAGUGGCGCGCGCUCUCUGGCACACGCGCCCGCAAGCAAGCUCUGUGUGCGCAGGCGGAGGGGAGCACGCAGCAGGGGCCAGCGCCAGCUCCCCGUCACGCAGGGGAGGCGAGCGAGCCGGAGUCACAUGCGGGGACACUCCCCUGUGGUGGCGCGGUGACCACUUCGGAGAGUUUGGCCCGUGUUCAAGCCUCAGCCGUGCCAGGACUGACUGUUGGGGAUGGUUCUUGCAGUUGCUCUGGACUCGGUGGUGGCGGCGGCAGCAGCGGCGGGCGCGCUGCGCGUCAAAGCUCGGCCAGGCGCAUCCCUCGCAGUGCCGCUGGCUUGAAGGCGGGACUGGCAUUUGGCACGGCGACUUCCUGCGCUCCAGGGAAAGUGUGGGGUGGGGACUCCGGAGGAGAAGACUGCAACCGACCCAGCUCGUGGGGCUGCAAAUGGGACGGGAGAUCCGCCUUCACGAAGCGGCCGGGUGCCUGCCUGACAGUCUUGCCCAAGAUGAGAUUGUGAUUUCCUCAGGGCAGGGAUCUGCUUGAAGCCUGCUCUGGAAAGAGGAGAAGCAGACCGGAGAAGGUGGAGAAAAAGUCUACAAUGAUCCUGUAAGCAAUGGAGGAUCUCUUUGAAGUUCAGUGAAAGCUCCUAUGCCAGCUUGCUCACCAAGGAGAGACUAAUGUGGAAUCUCCUAAAAUAUUCUGACAGUGUAAAGUAUAGCAAUUAAUUUAUUCCACUGAGAUAAUUGCAGAAAUAAAUUUUGGAAUGCUAUAGUUGAGACUCACUGACCAUCAAAAAAAGGGGACCAAAUUUCCCAAGCACUACACACUGAAGAAGGAAUACAAAGGAUGCCAUCCAUCACGAGACCUUCAGGUGAGAAUGGGACUGUCAACGAGGCGCAGAAGCGCUGCGGGGAGAUGGAGCAGCAGCAGGUAGCGUCGCCAGGGAAAGGUGCCGGCGAGCAAGUGGCGGAGCUGGGUAGUUGCGAGCAGCCCGCCUCGAUGGAAGGGCGCGUUGCUCCGGAGGAAGAGAACGGCGGCAGCUCCCCGGGACAGGGCGCGCAGCUGCCCUUGCAGGCGCCGUGCGGCUUCAGUUCCUCGCUCUGCUUCAGCUCGCCCGGCAGCGCAGACAAAGCCCCGACGCCGGAGCCCGACGUAGCCUCGUCCUCCUCCUCGUCUUGCAGCAGCAGCCGCCGCGUGGUUCAGAGCCAGUGGGAGAUUAACAACGCGGCGUCCGAGUCCGAAGAGGAGGAGAGCGCGGACAGCGGGAGAAGUUGCAGCAGGGGCCCGCCGCCGCAGCCAUCCCCUCCGGGCGCUUUCCGCCCAGCCCCUGAAGCUGGCGAGCAGCAGCUGGAGCCGUGCGCCUCGGAGGUGACGACGGAGGAGCCGGACCUGGUGAUCGAAGUGUCCGGGCGGCGGAUCCGGGCGCACAAGGCGGUGCUGGCGGCCAAGAGCGACUAUUUCCGCGCGCGCUCCUCGCGGGACAUCCUGCGCGUCAAAGGGGUGAGCUACGGGGCGCUGCGCCUGCUGCUGGAGUACGUCUACACGGCGCGCAUGGGCGAAGUGCGCCACGACAACUUGGCUGAGGUGGUGAGCGGCGCCCGCGUGCUCCAGAUGCCCUGCGCCUUGCACUGCGCCGCCGAGGCCAUGAGGGCGCAGCUGCGCCUCGACAACUGCUACCAGCUCCUGUGCCUGGCCAAGAAGCAGCGGCUGGCCGAGCUGCGAGAGGCCGCCUACCGCUUCAUGAGCGACCACUACUUGCAGGUGCUGCGCGAGCCCGCCGUCUACGGACGCCUUACCGGCGCCGAGAGAGACCUCAUCCUGCGUCGGCGCCUGGAGGCCGGCAAGCCCUGCCUGCUGGUGGCCGAGGUGAGCGACGCCUUCGAGAGGCUCAGCGCUGGCAGUCGGCCGCAGAGCCGCGAGAGUAGCCGCCCCCAAAGUCCUUCUUCCGUGGUGUCACUGGACGAGAGCAGCUACUUGCUCUACAGCUUCCAGGAGGCGGCCAAGGAGUGGAGAGUGCUGACCCGCCUGCCCGAGGAGGCCAAUGCCAAGGGGUGCGCCAUGUGCGUUCUCUACAACUACCUCUUCUUUGCCGGGGGCAUCUCCACAGCGCCAGGCGACCAGCGGGCCAGGCUCUCCGACAAGGUCUUUUGCUACAACCCUUUGACUGACACCUGGAGCCAAGUGAAGCCUAUGGGACAGCCUCGCUCGCAGCUGAAGCUGCUGGCUCUGGAUGGCUAUCUGUAUGCUGUGGGGGGCGAGUGUCUCUUCACAGUGGAGAAAUAUGACCCCCGGGCAGACCGGUGGAGCCCAGUGGCCCCUUUGCCAAAAGGUGCGUUUGCCGUGGCACAUGAAGCCACCACCUGCAAUGGGGAGAUCUACGUUUCAGGUGGGUCACUCUUCUACCGCCUGCUGAAGUAUGACCCCAAGCGGGACGAGUGGCAGGAGUGCCCUUACAACAGCAGCCGACGGCGCUCUGCUGACAUGGUGGCCUACAAGAGCUUCAUCUACCGCUUUGACGUGAGCAGCAGUCGGGAGCAAGGGCAGGUUGGUGGGGUAGAAGUCUUCCGGUACAAUACAGUGGCCAAGCACUGGAGUCAGUGCUCUUCCUUGCGCCCCAGCAGCAGCAGCCCCGCUGUGCAGCCCUUCCGCUGCGCCGCAUUGGGCAGCACCAUCUACUGUGUCAACCGGACUGGAGUGCUCUGCUUUAACUUGUCCCAGAAUGGUGAGGUGGAAGCAGAUGGUGGGCUCAAAGGCACCUUUGACGCAGAACUGCUGAAAGCCCCCUUUGAUACUAAAGGGGUCCUUCUUCCAUUUGUGCUCACUCUGCCGGAGAAGGAGAAAAUGGGGGAGCCAGAGAGUCCUCUGACAUUGUGAGAGGUGGCCUGGGAAUACCAUCUAACACACGUCUCCUCUCAGUGCUCUGCCCCCACCUAUCAUUGUUAACAAUGCAGGGCCUCCACCAAGGAAAAGUCUGGACUAGUGCAUCUGCUUUCCAAACUUCAAUGGUAGCAGAGCAGGUGGGUGGUGAGUGGGUUUCAAAGGCAGUAUAAGCAGCAGCAAGAAAUCCAAGGGUGGAAUGCCAUCUGUACAUUCCUUAACACCUUUACAGCUACAGAAGCAAAUUGAAGGCCAAUGUCAGAAAUGUCCUUCAUUUUGACCUGCAUGAACCAGUAUGGAGAAUUAUUAUGGUGUCUCACCUAAAGUGACCAGCUGGCUGUAACCAUUCUAAGCUUUUUAGUAUACUUUGUGUGUGGGGUGGGGGGAAUCACCUCUUGGCAUUACAUAACCAGCUAGUGAAAAGCUGCUGAAAUAGGUUAAUUAUUGCACAAUGCCUGUGCCACUUUCCAGACUAGAAUGUUGUGUGUUAACGUAUGCCUGGAGCUAUAUAAAAUUCAGGAAAGAAGAAGCUUUUAAAGGAGUUUCAAUUACAGGAUGGUUUUUUUGUACAUACACAUCUUUGAAAGAGGGUGUAUUUUUGCCACCCUCUACUCUUGGUUUUCUUCUGGAUGCUAGUAGUGAAAAAAGUUGCAGGCGUUGAGAGAUUCAAUAGGAUGGAGGCUUUAGAAAGAUUAACAGGAGAAAACAGAAUAUAUCCUGUGUUUAUAAGCAGUGGACUAUCAUCUGCGUCACCAUAUUUCUCUUUUCUAUUUUAUUUUCAAAGUGUAAUAGAGUAUAUUGAAGAAAUGGCAUUGUGCAGCUUCAGGAAGUGGCAACCACAGUGCAUGAUUAACAGGAGCCAGAUUUGAGACAAGUUAAAUAUAAUAUAAUAUGUAUGUACUGGGAAUAGGAGAAAACUGAAACAAAACCAUUGUAUCUUUUCAGUUUAAUUUUUGCUUCAUUUUUGUUCUUAACAUAACUUUGGUGUUGUUUUUCAAUCAUGGUUUUGCAUUGUAACUCGCAUGGUCAAAUCUUGACAAAUUGGCAAGACUGAGCAUAUCACCAAGUUCUUUGUAGGGAACUUCUUGGUGUGGUGUCGUUUUUCCACUUUUCUUUUAGUGCACUGCUGUUAACUGCAAAUUAGCAGAAGCCAAUGAAAACCAAUGUGGUUUACUUGAAUGUUAUUGCACAAAACCUGAAAUACUUCACUUUUAUGUCCAGAAUCUGUUAACAAGAAACAACUCUUCUAUUGCUCACAUAAGGAAACAGGGAGAAGUUUGCUAGACAAGGUUAUUUCCAUUCUGCCCUGGCAGCACCCUAGAUUUUAAAUGAGGGUGAUUUAUUAUAGUUAAUAAUUAACUUGUCAAGUUCAUUACAUACAGAGGCCAUAUAAGUUUGUUUCCAUUCUAAAUUUUCUGCUGAAUAAUUGCGUACCAGGCAGCACAUUCUGAGAACGAUAGAAACCUUCAUGCUCAUGGGCAGGUAAAGCACAUUAUCUGCCGUAUUAUACAUGGAUUGGUGUUGAACUGAACAUUUUCAGUUAUUUAAAGUUUGAACAAGGGUGAUUUCAAGGCUAGUGAUCUUCACUAUUUUUCAUGCAGGAGCCACUUUGGCAAAGAAACAAAAUAAACCCACACAUUCGAGGUGAGAGCCAUUUCCUACUGUGCUGACCUCUGUACAGUGCUGUGCUUUUCUCAAUGCUGGGAGGGCCCUUUAAGAGAGACCGAACCCUUAAGUUCUCAAGGAGAAAAGCGCUGGCAAAGGAGCUACACUUCACAGCACACUGUGCAUGCCAAGAUGGUGCAGGGACUCAAGAGGACACAGUUUCCCUUAAAGGAGCCCCCUGGUGCUAAGACAAGUGCAGCACUGCAUAGUGGGAAUGGUAGUCUCUGCAUAGUAUGCAUAAACCAGAUGGAUCUGCACUAUGCUAAUCAAAGGCCAUUUAAUAAAUAUAGCCGGCACAACUAAUAUGAAAGAAUAAAUAGUAACACAAUGUAACUAGUAUACUAAAUCCCCAAAUCCCAAGUACACAGAACAGGAAAUAUAUUCAGCAUAGGUGGUGCAAUGGAAGAUUGAAUCAAUCUGUAUUGUAGAAAUCCACUCAGUCUGUUUCGUUAAAGUCCAUUCUGUUACCAAUGUAUUUGCACAUUUCAGGUGCUGUCUAUAAUAUUUAAGAGUUAAUAAAAAUCUGGCCUUAGAGUGGGAGAUGUUCUCCUGCUAUUGGGUAUACAUAAUAUCAACUUGGAAAAUUGCUUAUGUCAUUGAAGAAGUGCCACUUCUGUUACCCUUGGAAUUGCCCACAAGUUAAUUGACCUGGGCGCUUUCCAGACUAGCUGCUCAACAGCAGCAAAAUGCCUCUGUUCAGGCAAGUCACAUUGAAAACGUAAGCAGCAGGGGGAGCAGUCUCACAACAACUAACAACCCGAAAAAAACCAGCAACUUCCUUACGCCAGAUAUACGACAUCCUAGCUCUGUAUCACAGCGAUUAAAUUUGAGACAAAGCAUUGGCAAUGUGAACGGCACCCUGCUGUCCGCGUAGGAACUGUGGUGUCACAACACAGGAAGUGUGGAAGCACACUUCAGAGAUCCGAUGUGACCCUGUUGCAGGGUCUAAUCUGGAAAGCGCCCUGGAUCCAAAGCGCACUAAGUUGUAGUAGCCUAGUGAACCUUUAGAUAUUUGAACAGCUUUCCCCCACCUAUGCCGUAUCACACGCUGCUUUUGAAAGGACCCUCCUUUUCAAAACUGGUUUUCUCUUAAGCUUGAGGGAAGCAGAGAAAAACUGCUGUUGGAGGAAAACCAGUCUACACCUGGGCAUCAAUAAUUAGUUUCAUGUUUUUUUGAAUUCUAGCUAUCCCUCUUUUAAUGAGAAAUGGCCAAGGCCUAUGCAUGUUUCCUUGUAAAAAAAAGUCUAACCAAGUUCAGUGAGAUUUAGUCCCAAAGUAAUAUGUAUGCAGCAUUCAGUUUCAAAAUGCACUCUUAAGUGUAAGUCUUCUAAGCACAAAAUAUUUAAAAGGUGUAUUUGCAUUCAUAUGUGUGUGUGCAUAUAUGUGUAUCUGUGUAUCUAUUAUAUACAUGUACACACAUACAAACACACACAAUAGAUUAAUUUGCCACACUGGUUUCUUUCUUCACUCAGAUAAAUAGAGUUGAAAACAGAUUCUGUGAGUGUGAUCUAUGUGCACUGCAGGUAUAGCAACCAUGCAUGGAGAUUUUCCAUAGACUCUACAGAGCUUUGCUUUCCCCUCCCCCUAUGCAUGUGCAUGGACAAGCUAUACAUGGAGUGCAGCAGGACAUUAGGAGGUGAAAAGGAGAUUCACUCUGUAAUGAAUCUACAUGGUGUCUAUACGUGGAGUACAUAGUUCCCAUAUUCCCAUCCAGCUGUCUUUCUCACUUGUUUGUACUUGUAAGGUUGCUUGUUUAGAGGCCAGAGGAGAGGCUAUAUGGGGAUAUGGGAAGUGUGCACAGACUGCUCUUUCCUCCCAGUGUCCUGUCAUGGUGCCUUUGUGGGUGCCUUUGGGAAUCCUUCAUGUGUGCCCCCAGUAUUUUUUAUCAGUGAUAAUUCAGCAACCUUGGUUUGACCUUACUUCUGAGAAGAUUGGCUUAUAGCACAUAACAACUUUGCUCUGUAACAAAGGGCUAUAGAAGACUCUUUUAAAAAUCUGUCAUUUUAGCAUAAUACUAAUAUUAAAAAUGGAAAUGUUCUAUUUCCAAAGGAAGACAGCCGGUUCUACAUGAACAAUCUUCAUGAGAUUGUUCAACGGAAGCACAGCUUGCUGUUUCAGGGGAACCUGCUAGUGGUUGUGCAACACCUUCCACUGGCAUAUGAACUAGUCUGGAACGGAAGUUCCUUUCUUUGCACUACACCCUUGCAGCUUGUCCUUAUGCUUGUGUAAAGGCAUUAAGCUAGUGUUAUGCUAGUCUGGAUCCUGGUGACAGGUUCAAAAUGAUUGGCACAAGUAUGAAAUAUUGAAGUAUGCACGUUCUUCUUGAAGUGGAGAAGGACUUCUGGACCAAUAUCUAUUAAAACUGACAAACAGGAAAUUAAAAAAAAAAACACUCAGAGUGUUUUGAAUCUAAACAUAUAUUAGGGAUUGGUAAUCUACUUUUCUACUCAGUCUGUGGAAUUUAGGAACAAGCCAUGAGAGAGUCUAGCACAGGGAUUCUCAAACUUGGGUCCUCAGGUGUUAUUUGACUUCAACUCCCAUAACCCCCAGCCUCAGUGGCCUUUGGUUGGGGAUUAUGGGAGUUGAAGUCCAAUAACACCUGAGGACCCAAGUUUGAGAAUCACUGGUCUAGCAGUAGCCUUUAUUUAUCAGAUUGCUUAUUUUCUUCCUGGUAAAGGUAUUUUUCUCUCAACGCUGUUGCCCCUUUAUUAAAGAAAAGUUAAAAUCAAGUGAAAGACUACUAUUGCUAUGUCUGAUAUGAGAAUUGUUUUGGCUAAAUGAAUGCAUUGUAACUAGUAUAAUAAUUGCAUCCUUGAGAAAUUUAGACAGAGGCUAACGUUCUGUGCAGUGGAACACCAGGUUUAGGAACCUGCUCGGGGCUGCUGCACAGUGUGAAAUGCAGCCCCAUUAAUGUUAUGCAACAUGGCAGUUGUGCAGCACAAUGACCAUUGUUUCCAGUGCAAGUAGCACUGUGCAUCUGCUGCCCAGAAGCUGCUCUGAGCUAUUGCUCAGUUGCCCUGUCAGGCAACACCAUUGGGGCUGCCUUUCACAUUGUGCAGCAGGCCUGGAAGGUCUCUGAUGCCAGCGUUCUGCUGCAUGUAAUGUUGGGCAUUUAGUCCAGGCUCACCCCACAGUCCUUCACCACACCCUUUGUUUAGGGGGCAUUUGUCUCCUUCCCCCCCUCCCUCCCUCCCUCCCUCCCCCAUUGGCAGCCCAUCUGUGCUCGGAGACCUGUACUUGUGGGAAGACUGCAUUUCUAAUGGCAUGCAUAGGGGACCAACUGGAUUAACUCCAAAAUGUUUCCAGGAGUGCAAGGAAGACCAAGGAAGACCAGAUCUGUGUAUUGAAGUGUUGAUAGGCACAUCUAACCUAGCUUGAAAUGUUCCGUAACAGUCAGCUAACAGAUUAUAGUGCCCUAAACGAAAAGCAGAAGAAAAGUAGUGUUAGAACUGCCUGUAGUCCAUGGAACAACAUUUCCAGAAAGAGGCGAAACACUUCCAUAUACUUCAGCCAGCCAUGCUCUGCUGCACAGUACAGGGGAACAAAUGACACCAUGUGGUUUCCUGGAUAUUUCAUCACAUAGCCUGAGACAGCAUUUUUAUAAAGUUCUAGUAAGGAAUAUACCAACUGUACCAUUUAUUUAUUUCAUGCCUAAUUUGGCAGUAUUUUUAACUUCUGCAGCUGGCUCAAAAUCAGGAAAUUGUAGCAAUACUUUUAUUUGUAGAAUUAUUCCCCUAAAAAUCCAACUAGGCUUUUAUAUCAUGGCCCGGCCCUGCCAUGUAAUAGACUCCCUGUAGAUCUUCAGAAAGCAUUUGUGAAGAACAUAUACAGAAAAACCUCAUUAAGCAAUUAAAUGAAAACAUUUAUAAGCACUGUUCCCAUUUUCUCUAUUUCAUCUAGUCCAAAAACAUAUGUAAAAUUCUAAUCUUGCAAUACUGGUAAAAAGGCGUCCUCUUUGAAGUUAAAGUUGAGUACAUGAGUGAGUUUUUCCAGGGCCAUAAUCUGGACUUAAUUACUAGCCAUUAAAUGCAGUUUCCUUUAUGUGAUGCCUGCAUAAUCAUAGCCAGAUUAUUGACUUUUCUAGCAACAUAUUGGCCACUUCUAAACUGAUUUCCUGCUUGAUGCCCUUCAUUUUCUCAUGCACAGGCCCAAAUCAGUCCUGUUGUGCUUUUAAUUACAACAUUAAGUUGGAUAUAAAGCAAGUUUUUCUACCACACAUUAGCUGAAAAUGAACUCGACUGCACAAUAACACUGAAUACAUUUAUUGCUUUUUAAAACAGAUCCGGUUUAUGCCAUGAACUCUUUUACAGGAAUAGCUGAGAAAGGAAUAACUCUACAUUUGAUCUACAAAAGAUCUCAUUAACUAGAAUGGGAGUUGUGCGAAUCGUACCUAUUUAAUGAAUUAACUAUUGUGCAGUCUUUAAUGAGUAUUUUAUGCAUAAUGAACUCUCAUAUAAACAAACACCUGAUACAAUUUCAACUACUUAAAAAGAAUACAUUGUUCCCUUGAAGGAAGUAUUUGUCUUGUGCUUUUGGUUAGCAAGCAGAGGAAUUGCUUUCAGUACUCAUCAAAACUUCCAUGAGUGGUUUAUUCCUGAGUUCCGCUCCUCGGUAUUUGAUUUGACUUAGCUACAGAAGCCUGUGGUGUCUACAAAAUAACACUGAUAUAUCAACACUGACACAAGAGCAAAGCUGUAAAACAGGAAUUUAUGCUGGCAUUAUAGAGUAAUUACAGCAGAGUCCUAUGUGUUCUGGUACAGGUUCUUAGAAUGGGGGUGGCAAUGAGGCGGCCUUUAUAGAUUAUAGUGGUGGGUAAAGGCUUGGCAGGAUGUAGAUGGGGCCAGUCGGACUGCUCCUUUCUACACAAUUGUCAUCUGCUCAGGAUCAGGGACAUCAAUAAAUAAUCAAUCAAUCAAAUGGAAAUUGCCCAUGCGACUGGCUUUUCCCACAUGGUGCCAGGUCUUUAAAUGUCAUAGCAACAACGAAGGAUGAAACCAUGGGAAAGCAGCCCCCAUGACAAGACUUACUUCUGAAUAAACUUGCAUAGGAUCAGGACAUUCACUUUAAGGGACAUUUUAUUUUGAUAGCAGAGUGGGGUCUCUAAGGUAUAAUAAUGUUUUGUACACAUCUAUUCAGAAUCCUCUUGUAGGUAUUACCAAUUUCAAUAGGAUUUUACCUGUAAUUCAGUUUAGAUCUGGAAUAUAAAACAAUGAAAAUAACCACAGACUGCUAAAUUGAUAAAUUAUUUGUUAUGGAGUGAUCUCGUGCAGAGUAGCUAUUUUACAGAAUAGGUGCAUUGUGGCCAUAGAUCCAGAAGUCUUAUAGUCCAAUCUUUCAAUAAAUUCAGCCAUAUAGUAUUUAAUGAUAUCAGACAGACUUUUGUUGUGGAAUGAGCUGAUGGGCUCAUUCACAAAAUACAGCUGCAAUUUUUAAAAAGCACAUGGAUGAAUCAGUGCAGUCAGUCAGAAAGCCCCCCCUCCCCCAGAGGAGUUUCUAAUGCCACCUACAAUGGUGGUAUAAAGUACCAGGAAAGUGUGCAGGCGGUGCAUGUCAGAGGAAAAAGGAAAAACCUGUGGCAUUCACAUAAGGGCCGAAUCUAACAAACUGUUACUUGGAGGAAUACUUGAAAUUUUAAAAUAAGUUUUUUUUAAAGUUACCCUGAUGAGAACAGAGUUCAGUCUAAAAAAAAAAUCACAGUCUAAAACACUUUGCAGUUGGCAUAUUCAUUUUUGGCCCAUAAGGACUAAUCUUUCUACAGGACUAAUCUUUCGUACCUUAUAUUUAAGCAGCUUUCCCACUAUGCAUACAUUUCAAGCUUUUUAAAAAACGAAAAAGUGCUUAGCUCCUGGCUCCACUGAAGUCAGGGGGUGGGGGAGCACAGAUGUUCAUCUUAGGGAGGGAAAAUGUGAGUAUAUGUAAUGGGCUUUCUUUUCCAAAUCUAUUUUUCACAGCAAAAUAAUAAUGGGUGAAAAAAAGGAGAUGGUACUCCCAGUGUCGUGCAAGUGCCUAUGGACUGAGGUAAUUGUUUCCUGAUUGCUUGGUGAGAUUCCAAUGGAUUUAGAAGGCCUUAAAAUAAUGAGUGUCCCAUAGAUUGAUUUUUUCAGGGUUCUCAAAACAUGGUGACCAUGUAGCCCAUUGGGUGUGAGAUCCAUUCAGGCAAUUUAGAGAAUCCCGUUCAACAAUCCCUUGAAACAAACAUUGUAUGCUACACUGACUGAAAAAGUUACUGUAGGAUAGGAAAAGAACAGUAAUCAAAGCCCCCACCCCCAGCUGCCUUCAGUCCUAUGGGACUAUUAACAAUAAGACUGUUAACACAUGACUAAUUGGAUGCAGGACUGAAGCCAACUUGUACCAUCAUGAGCUCCAUUUAAUUCUAACUAGUUUUGAACACUUGACCUGUUUUCCAGCACAUUCCAGCCAGUUUUCCAAACAUGCCCAUUAUACUUAAAACAAUAUUUUAGUAAUGGUUAGGUUUUCUUCCCUGCCCUGCCCCAGAUUCUUUUCUGUAGUGAGAGAGCAUCUUGGACAGUAUAUGAUGUUUCAAAAAGUUGGUUUGGAGCUUUGUAAGGUUUGGAGUUUCUAAUGGAAAAUUCUGAAUAAAUUUCUUCAGAGAUUUGUGUUGAUGCUGCCACUUAUCACAGAUUAACUAAUGCAAAUGCUUCAGACACUGUGCGCAAUUCAAGUGAACUACAUGCAGAGCAAGUUUAAUUUGUUACCAGUUUAUAAAUGCACAGGCAAAGAUUUCCAUAAAGCUUUUUAUGUACUUUGGCAUAUGCUGUAAUGGAAUAAAUACAAGCAGAAAACAAAUGCAGCCUCAUGGAGGUUUGCAAUUGGUCAGUGUCUUUUUUUAAAAAAGUAUCAUUCUAACAUUGUUUUAUUCAUUCUCCUACCACCACUAAAAAGGGUUGUGCUGAA